Molecule: messenger RNA, 1642 nt
Organism: Manihot esculenta (cassava)
Lineage: Eukaryota; Viridiplantae; Streptophyta; Magnoliopsida; Malpighiales; Euphorbiaceae
Product: 1,4-alpha-glucan-branching enzyme 3, chloroplastic/amyloplastic-like
Exons: 13
Coding region: 618-1220 (200 amino acids)
Biological process (GO): carbohydrate metabolic process
Cellular component (GO): cytoplasm
Molecular function (GO): cation binding; 1,4-alpha-glucan branching enzyme activity
Source: RefSeq, a predicted model, not a curated record
GCUCGGUCUCUCUCGGUCUCUCUCGCUCGCUCCUUCGCUUUCUCUCUGAGAUUUCUAUUGCUUCUCUCUCCUUAACUCUAAAUUUUAAUGAAAAAUGUGUGAAUUGAACAGAAGCACACAUGUUUUGGUGGCUAUAUAGAAGUCCUUACAGAGUUGAAAUUAGCUCCAAGCCAUGGCCAAUCAUUCUUUGGUUGCAGGGUGGACCAGGAGCAUCAGGUGUUGGUUUAGGGAAUUUUGAAGAGAUUGGGCCACUGGAUGUUAAUCUAAAGCCAAGAAAUUCAACAUGGCUAAGAAUGGCUGAUCUCCUGUUUGUGGAUAAUCCAGUUGGUACAGGAUUCAGUUUUGUGGACGAAUCAAAUUUAUUUGUGAAAACUGAUGAAGAGGCAGCAACUGAUUUAACCACAUUGUUGAAGGAAAUUUUUAACAGAAAUGAGAGCCUGCUCAAGGAUGUUCCUCUUUGCUCAAGGAUGUUCCGAAUGACGAGUGGAGCAUGAGCAAGAUUGUCAGUACAUUAAUGGGAAACAAACAAUAUGCAGAAAAGAUGCUUUUAUAUCCUGAAAAUCACAACCAAUCUAUAUCUGGAGGGCAGUCAUUUGCAGAGAUAAUGUUUAGUGAAUAUGAGAACCAUUCUCCUGAAUCUCCUGCCUCUAAAGAAUCAUUGUUUAAGGGAUGUGCCCUAUACAAACCAGAUGAUCAGAAUGAUCACUUUUACGAUUGGUGGUGGUGCUUACCUCAAUUUCAUGGGCAAUGAAUUUGGGCAUCCGAAAAGGGUAGAGUUCCCGAUGCCUAGCAACAACUUCUCAUAUUCACUUGCUAACCGUUGUUGGGAUCUGUUGGAAAAUGAAGAUGUGCAUCGCAAUUUGUUCUCUUUUGAUAAGGAUCUGAUGAAGUUGGAUGAAAAUCAAAGGGUGCUUUCAAGGGGUUUGCCAAGCAUUCACCACGUGAAUGAUACUUCCAUGGUAAUAUCUUACAUAAGAGGUCCUCUUCUCUUUGUAUUCAACUUUCAUCCAACCAAUGCAUAUGAAAGAUACAGUGUGGGUGUAGAAGAAGCAGGAGAGUAUCAAAUCGUACUAAAUACAGACGAGAAGAAGUAUGGAGGCCACGGGCUUAUAAAGGUUGACCAGUAUCUUCAAAGAACCAUCAACAAAAGAGUUGAUGGCCUCAGAAACUCUUUGGAAGUGUUCCUGCCUUGUAGGACUGCCCAGGUGAUUUGCAUCUGAAGAAUGUAUACUAUUCAUAAAUGAAAGAUGCUGGUUUCUUUGAUGCUGAUUGGGAGUGAUGCAGUGAUAUUCUGGCCGGAUGACUCUGUAUAUUAAAGUAACUUCCAGAUGGCAAAAAUUUUUGUACUUGAAGAGAUGCUUAUCCGUUGCUUGCUGGACUCGUUCUUUUACAAUAGAUGUAGUGUGCCUCUGGCACUUGGAACGCUUUGUUGUGUACCAAUUAGGAACUGGUUAGACCGCAUUAAAAAAUAUAACUGUGUAUAAUACAGAAUAAGGGAAGCAUAAAGGUAUAUUUUAUGAUAUGUAUUUGAUACUAUUUGAAUCCAUUAUGUAUUUUGAGAUAUUUUAAGUUUCUUAGUGUUGAACUAUAAUAAUGUUUUGAACUAUUAGAUUGCAGAAUUAUGAAAUGAAGUUGAUGUGUA